Molecule: messenger RNA, 870 nt
Organism: Pneumocystis murina B123
Lineage: Eukaryota; Fungi; Ascomycota; Pneumocystomycetes; Pneumocystales; Pneumocystaceae
Exons: 9
Coding region: 1-870 (289 amino acids)
Cellular component (GO): cytosol
Molecular function (GO): aldose reductase (NADPH) activity
Source: RefSeq, a predicted model, not a curated record
AUGGUUCUUAAUAAAUUGUUCAAAUUAAAUACAGGUGGUUAUAUUCCAGCAUUAGGACUAGGAACAUGGCAAUCCAAACCAGAUGAAGUCUCUAUCGCAGACACUGCUUUUAUGUAUUUAAACGAAGAAGGGGUAGGACAAGGCAUUAAAAAUAGUGGAAUUCCUCGAGAGGAAAUUUUUGUAACAACAAAAUUAGCGUGUACCUUUCACUCUCGUGCAGAAGAAUGUUUAGAUCAAAGUCUAAAUAAAAUGAAAUUAGAUUAUGUCGAUCUUUAUCUUAUGCAUUGGCCUCUUUCCCUUAAUCCAAAUGGAAAUCAUAUUUUUUUCCCAAAAAAACAAGAUGGUACUUAUGAUAUUGAGAAAGGAUGGGAUUUCUUAAAAACAUGGAAAUCACUUGAAAAACUCCUAAGUACAGGAAAGGUAAAAGCUAUUGGAGUUUCAAAUUUUAGCACUGUGAAUUUGGAAAAACUAUUGGAAACAGCUGAAAUAAUACCAGCAGUCAACCAAUGUGAAUUACAUCCUUAUCUAUCACAAGAAAAACUUCUUAAAUUUUGUAUUGAAAAAGGAAUUCAUUUAACUUCAUACUCACCAUUUGGUUCUACAAAUACACCACUUCUAAAAGAGCCAAUGGUUACAGAAAUUGCAAAUAAAAAUGGAAUGACAGAAGCACAAGUCAUUCUUGCUUGGUGCAUACAAAGGGGUACAUCUGUAAUACCAAAAUCAGUAACUCCUUCACGAAUUAUAAGUAAUCUUCAAGUUUCUGAACUACCAGAAGAUGAUUUCUUAAGAUUAAAUGAACUUGGAAAAACACAUAAAGUUCGUUACAUUUCACUAAAUAAGGAUAUAACUAUUUUCCAUGAUGACGAGUAG